Molecule: messenger RNA, 1083 nt
Organism: Protobothrops mucrosquamatus (brown spotted pit viper)
Lineage: Eukaryota; Metazoa; Chordata; Lepidosauria; Squamata; Viperidae
Gene: ATP5MK
Product: ATP synthase membrane subunit DAPIT
Exons: 4
Coding region: 152-322 (56 amino acids)
Source: RefSeq, a predicted model, not a curated record
GUUCCGGUUUGGAUAAAUAAACUCCCUCCUCAGUGCAUCAAUGAUUGGCUAAGGAACGUUGGUCAAUUGAAUGACUCCAUUUUGUACAUGAAGGGCAUUGAGUCGUUGCUACCUGGAGGAGGCAGCGGAUAGAGAACGCGAUCAAGCAAUAAUGGCAGGACAUGAUUCUGGAACAGAACACCAAUUUACAGGAUUUAAGAAAUACUUUAAUAGCUAUACAACAAUAGGCAGAAGGAAUUAUGUGCUACUUACAUAUGGAAGCAUUCUAAUGCUCAUCAUUGGAUUUAAAAUGAGGAAACCUAAGGAAAUCGCACACAAAUAAAUUCUUAUUGUUGGACUUCCUUGUUGUAUUGCUGUCCAUGAGUUGCAGAAGCAGAUGCACAGUUCAGUAAAUUAUGAAAAAAUGACUAUAUUUGCCUUUAGUAUCAAUGUGUGAAAACUGUCCAAAUUUCUGGUGUUAAUUAUUAAUUAAAGAAGCCCUCUCAAUCUGUAUUGCCCAUAAAUGAGAGUAAUUUUAAGCAUUGCAGUAAACCAUCUGCUCCACAGAAUAAAAAAGAUGACUGUUAUUAUCAUGAAAGCAACAUCACAUCUCUGCCUUAACAGUUUUGAGCACUGAUUUAGUUCACUGAAAAGUAUUUUCACUAUUCUGCCUUUCUAAACAAACAGAAUAGUCAAGAUAGCCACUAUAAAAUAUAUGGAAAGUAAGCUAAAAUAGCACAAUCUUAAAAAAAAACAGAACAAAGAAUUCUUUAGAACAGUUCGUGAAUGCCUGUUUAAAAAGAUUUAUCUUAAGGUUUUAUUCUGAAGAUCUUAGUGUAUGGACAAGUAUAUAAUAAGAAAAACAAUUUGUUAGAUGUAGAUCGUAGGCCUUUUAGGGUUUAAAAUGUUAAAAUAGUGGUUUUUGGCCUACAAAGUUUUGUGUGCAUCUGUACACAUACAUACAUAUGCCCUUCAGCGUUCUCCAUCCACCAUACCCUGGAUGACUUUUCUAUACAGUAAGUGAAGGGAGAUAUCAAAAGCUAAGCAAAUGUUAACAUAAAAUUCUGUAGUUCCUUUCUAUACUAAUAAAAAUGGGAUUUGUAU